Messenger RNA from Trichophyton rubrum CBS 118892, 1035 nucleotides. RefSeq lists its product as uncharacterized. Gene Ontology annotation, cellular component: membrane. The transcript has 2 exons. Bases 591 to 872 code for a protein of 93 amino acids. NCBI's taxonomy places the organism in Eukaryota, Fungi, Ascomycota, Eurotiomycetes, Onygenales, Arthrodermataceae. The record is from RefSeq and is a predicted model, not a curated record.
ACAGCAAGCAUCAGUGAGCACCGCCGGAAACAUAUUAUUUACCAUGGGCUUCUUCCUGUCCCCAUCUCCUCUGUCGUCUUGUCUGCUUCUUUUUCGGCUAUACCCAUAUCACCAUCGCAAUAAGCUCACCUGAACUACCAUGGGUUUCGCCAUCAACAAGGUCCUAACGGGGUACAUGAUCGCGGACCUCCUCUUCCUUCUGAGUGGCAUCAUCCUCCUUCUGGGCUCAAGGCUAGGCGAAGCAAGCCUCCAUCAUGAAAGAAACGUCGAGAACGUCAUGAGGUCCCUGCUCAUACCUCGUUGUCCCAUAAUCCGUUCGUCAUCUGCUCAGCUACCCACAUAUUUAACUACUUAGUUUGCCAACCAAACACCACGAAUACUUACAUGUGCAUCGGUAUAUAGCCUCCCUUGCCAAUGCACUCUGCGUCUUCGCGGCCUUCCUCUGCUCGAUACCGGUCAUUGUGUUUCCGCAGAACGGAAGAUGGCUACGUCUUCAUGGCUGGCUACUCGUCUUCAGCGGGAUCUUCACCCUCAGCCUGGGUCUGAGUGUUUGGUACGAAGCUCUGCGUACCCGCUCGACGCUCCAGCCAAUGUGGUCCAGGGAGACUGGUGACAUACAAGGCCUGCUGCAGAAGAAGUUCGAUUGUUGCGGGUUUGAAAACAGUACCUCGCCACUAUACCAUUACGAUUCAACUUGUAUGUCGGAUCUGCUUGCCGCACAGAAACCGGGCUGCAUAGGGCCGAUGUCUGAUUAUGCGUUUUCGUUCUUUGGCAAUAUAUCUACUGCUACCUUUGGCAUUGUUGGUACGUUCGACUCUGGGACUUUGUAUCUGCCUAGUGGGUUUGAUCAUGUGCUGACGCUAUUUUUAUGAUAAGCAAUUGAUGCCAUUCUCCUCUUGUGUGUUGCAAUGCUGUUCAAGGAUCGCAAGGAUAGAACAAGAUAUAGGCUCAUUGACGAGAAAUACGAACUUGGCAUGAGACAAAUAUGAGUGCUCAGCCUUUCAUUUAAUAUUUAUUUGUUUAAUCUCCCCCCCC